This is a messenger RNA of Pomacea canaliculata, 2646 nucleotides long. RefSeq names its product low-density lipoprotein receptor-related protein 4-like. Bases 213 to 2207 code for a protein of 664 amino acids. NCBI's taxonomy places the organism in Eukaryota, Metazoa, Mollusca, Gastropoda, Architaenioglossa, Ampullariidae. The record is from RefSeq and is a predicted model, not a curated record. The transcript is spliced from 16 exons.
CUUUUGUACUUUGUGAAUGUUCACAACGCAUGACUUCUUGGAUGGAGGUGGUAAAUUCGUUCUUUUCUCUUCUGUAUCUUAAUCAAAAAGAAAUUUAAAAAAAACCAGGAUUGAUGUUGCUGUCACAGCUUUAGCCACAUCAUACUGUGGACUUGCCUGAAAGGAGAAGAUUCUUUAAGCAAGUCGAAGAAAUCGCAUCUCGUGCGAACCCAAUGAUCACGCCACUUGUUUUGGUUUUUAUUGCAUUUGGAGUUCACCAGCGAGUGCAAGCUUGUGGCGGUGUAUACAAUGCUCCAUCCGGCUCCAUUACGUCUCCAUGGUACCCGAGUCAGUACCCGCCCAACCAGGACUGUGUUUACAUUAUCAAAGCAGCAACAGGAUAUCGCAUAACCCUGACAUUUCUCCAUUUUGCGCUCGCUGAUGACACGGAGAAUUGUGACCACGACUAUUUGCAGAUUAGAGAUGGCGGACUUGAUACGUCACCGUAUAUGGGUCACUACUGCAACACAACAAUGCAUCAACAACGAUCAUCGUCAAACACCAUGUGGAUGAAAUUCCAUUCUGAUUCUUCACGACCCGGGGCUGGUUUUCAGGCAAAAUAUGCCACAGAUGUAAUCCCUCAGAAGUUCUUGCUUUUCACUGCAUCUGAACCUCCGAACAUUUUCCGCCGGGAACUCGACAUAUUUAGCUGGAUUAGCAUCUCUACCCCUGGACUGCAAGACCCUGAUGCGAUUGACUACGACCAACAGGAGAGUCGCAUCUACUGGACUGACAGAGCAGAGAAGACGAUCAGAUCAGCGAGUAUUGAUGGCAGCGACGUUCGUCUUGAUCGCAAUUUGAGCUCCGCCUCUGUACCAGACGGUCUGUGUGUAGACGCACUGUCCAGGCUCAUCUUCUACACAGACGCAGGCAAUAAAGUCAUCGGCAUGAUCACCAUGUACAGCAACACUCAUCGAAUAGUCAUCAACUCCUCGCUUGACAUGCCGAAAGACAUUGAACUUGACAAACACAAUGGGGUAAUGUACUGGAGUGACCGUGGCGCCACACCUACCAUAGAGCGAGCCAACUAUGACGGUACAGGACGUCAGACUCUGGUCUCAGGGGGCGAGUAUCUCAACCAACCGAACGCCAUCGCUCUCGACACAGUCGUUGGCAGACUGUACUGGGCAGAUGGAGGCACGCAGAAGGUAGGCUGGGUGGAUUUGAAAGGCACAAGCACUUCGGUGAUUCUAACUGUAAAGGGUUCACUCUUCUACGACAUGGACAUCUAUCAGAACCAACUCUUCAUUUCAGACUGGCAUUACGGAUUUUCAAAUAAAAAUUGGUCAGUAAUUCAUCGCUAUGGAGCAAACGGUACAAAACAAGAUGAUGUUACUUGGUAUAGAGGACGAUUCAAUGGUGUACAUGUCUACGCAGAGGAAACAGAAGACAAAGGGCCAAACGGAUGUGGAAACAACGGUGGCUGUAGCUACAUCUGUAUACCCACUCCUGGCAACAGAAGUAAAUGUCUUACUGAUGGCACAGAGUCCACUACUGCAAGCAGCGAUGACACAACUACAGACAGUACACCGACAUCACGUGAUUUGGUCACAUCGAGCUCUACAGGAGUAAAAUCUGCCACCACCAAGUCUGUGAUCAUCAUUGUUGUCUGCGUUGUGGGUGGUGUUUUAGUAGUUACUGUCGUUGUCGUACUCGUCGUUGUGUUCAAGCUAAGACGUAAAAGCAAUUGCACACAUGAUGUGGCUUAUACACGAAGAGGGACCACGCCUGAUAUCCCACUGGAGCCACCGUCCGCCGUGUAUAGUUCGGCCUUUGAUGUUGUUGACAAUAUUUACUGCAUGGCUCGACCCGGUAAAAGUGGAGACAACUCUAAUGACGCAGGUGGGAGGAACUGUGUACAGCCCAAGACAUUCACAAAAAACAACCUCGUUCCUCAAAUCGUAAUGGACCAACAAGCGUUCACUGCCAAUGAAGUGUAUGUAGAUGCGGCAUCUGUAGAAGAGCCUUGUUAUGCAAAUUUUGGUUCUAUCCACGUUACAGAUGAGAGCAGCUGCCAACAACCUUUGACAUCCACCAAUGGGAAGCUACUUCCUUCCUUAGCAAAUAGGGAGCAAGCAACCGCACCUAGUGAUUGCUAUUCCAAUCUGGGCUAUGAAGAAGAAAAUGUUUAUGAAAAUUUUCAUUCCAUCACAAAACAGAGUGAGUGAGAGACGAACCACUUGCUGUUCAGCUUUCAGAUGAAGUUUCCAUAGCAGCGGACCUACUUUUUAUGUCAGAGGAAAUGAAUGACUAUUUUUGCUAGCGUUUAAAUAACUAUAAUCUUGUAAUGAUUCGAAGAAAGUUGAAUUUAUUUUUUUAUUUUACAAAAGCUUUACAUACUCUUUGAACUAACUUGUGAGCAAGAUAAGCAUUUAACCCAUUUCCCGCCUCACUUCCUUUUCUUGAUGUCUUGGCUGGAAGGAUUUUGGUUGGUUCUCUCCCACAGGUCUGUAGUGGAGAUCUCCUCUGGCCAUCUGAUGUCAUCUGAUGUUGAGGAUGUGACGCAGACAUCUGUUGACGAAUGUCUGUAUCUUGUUAGUGAUGGUGUUUAUCACUCGCCAUGUCUCAGAUCCAUACAGAAGGACUGACUUUACAUUUCUGAUAAAG